Monopterus albus (swamp eel) is the source of this 1346-nucleotide messenger RNA. It is a transcript of the gene polb, whose product is annotated as polymerase (DNA directed), beta. Gene Ontology annotation, biological process: base-excision repair; double-strand break repair via nonhomologous end joining. The transcript is spliced from 14 exons. The coding region runs from base 336 to 1346 and encodes 336 amino acids. Gene Ontology annotation, cellular component: nucleus. Gene Ontology annotation, molecular function: DNA-directed DNA polymerase activity; DNA binding. The record is from RefSeq and is a predicted model, not a curated record. Lineage: Eukaryota; Metazoa; Chordata; Actinopteri; Synbranchiformes; Synbranchidae.
UUGACUCAUUUUUCUUGGUAGCACGGCACAGUGAUGUAGUACUGAAUAAAUAUUACGCAGUUUAGAUAAACAGGACAUUCUUUGCCCGAUAGCACAGUUGUUUUCCCCCUUGGAGGGCGGCAUUACAUCUCAUGGUGUACAGCCUUCGGGAAAUCUGUUAGAAGAAGAAGAAGACGUAUUACGCACAGCUCCCCCUACAUCUUCGACCAUUGUUUAGCAUGAGCUAGCUAAUUGCUAAGGGUAAACUAGGAAUACUAUGAGAUAUUAACUUUGUAACCGUGCUUAUAGGACCGUUUGAAUUCAAAGUCAACGUUUGAGAGCCGGGCAAAUCCGCAAUGAGCAAGAGGAAAGCACCGCAGGAAUCCCUAAAUGAGGGAAUAACAGACUUUCUUGUCGAGCUGGCCAAUUACGAGAAAAAUGUAAACAGGGCAAUACACAAGUACAAUGCGUACAGGAAAGCAGCAUCAGCAAUUGCCAAGUACCCUCACAAGAUCAAAAGUGGUGAAGAGGCCAAGAAACUAGAUGGCGUUGGAGCUAAAAUAGCAGAAAAGAUUGAUGAGUUCCUACAAACUGGCAAGCUACGUAAACUGGAAAAGAUUCGAAAUGAUGACACCAGCUCUUCCAUCAACCUCCUCACCAGAGUUACUGGAAUUGGCCCUGCUGCUGCCAGGAAGUUUUUUGAGGAAGGGGUAAAGACAAUAGAAGAUUUGAAAAAGAUUGAGCACAAGCUAAACCACCAUCAACAGAUUGGACUCAAGUACUUUGAGGAAUUUGAGAAAAGGAUCCCACGUGCUGAAAUGGAAAAAAUGGAGACGCUGAUUAUUGGAGAAUUGAAGAAAAUUGAUCCAGAAUAUAUUGGAACAAUCUGUGGAAGCUACAGAAGGGGUGCUGCAUCGAGUGGUGAUAUUGAUAUUUUGCUAACACAUCCAAACUACACCUCUCACACUGAGAAGCAGCCCAAGCUCCUCCGUGCUGUGGUUGACCAUUUGGAGUCUAUUGGAUUUGUGACUGACACGUUGUCCAAAGGAGACACCAAAUUCAUGGGAGUCUGCCAGCUGCAGCAAAGUGAUGAAGAUGAGGAAGAAUGCCUUCACAGACGUAUUGAUAUUAGGUUAAUUCCCAAGGACCAGUACUUCUGUGGAGUUCUGUAUUUCACUGGAAGUGAUAUCUUCAAUAAAAAUAUGAGAGCUCAUGCUUUGGAGAAGGGCUUUACUCUCAAUGAGUACACCAUACGACCACUUGGGGUCACUGGAGUGGCAGGGGAACCUCUAUUUGUGGACAGUGAGAGAGACAUCUUUGAAUACAUCCAGUACAAAUUCAGAGAACCAAAUGUCCGCAGCGAGUGA